Molecule: messenger RNA, 4311 nt
Organism: Drosophila mojavensis
Lineage: Eukaryota; Metazoa; Arthropoda; Insecta; Diptera; Drosophilidae
Exons: 20
Coding region: 344-4129 (1261 amino acids)
Cellular component (GO): plasma membrane
Molecular function (GO): protein binding
Source: RefSeq, a predicted model, not a curated record
UAGUUUUGGCAGCGAACGCUGUGCGACGUUAGCGGCCAAUCUCAAAAGACGACGCAGCGCGCGUGUGUGUGUGUGUGUGAGAGAGUGCGUACACGUAUGUAUGUGUGUGUAGGCGUGUUGUGCUUAGAUGAAAGUGAAACAAGUUAACAGUGGAAGCUGUUUAAAGGCAACCAAAAAAGCUCCAACAAAAUAGUAACAUAAAUUGAGAAUACAAUAAGUGAAGUUAUCGAUAUACAUAAAAGCAGUGAUAAACAACAACAAUAAACAACAAAUUUCGGUGGCCGGCUUAACCAUGCGCCACUAGGCGUAUACGUAAUUAUUGUUAAGUGCUUCGCAUGGCAAAAUGAAUACAACAAACACGAAAAUGACAUUAAAAUGGCGUCAAAAAUACAAAAGCAGAAAAAGGCCAAAGAAACUGAAACAACGAACCACAACAACAAACACAAAUAUUGCAACAAACACUGCCGCAACUGCAAAACACUUCAGACUGAGCGUGGAUGGGGUUAAAGGGCAGUUAAAUGAGCGCCACAUAACUGUCACACAAAUGUUUCAAAUGCCAGCAACAACAAUUGCAACACAAUGUCAUGCAAUUAAGGCUUCCAGUCAAAGUCAACGUCAACCUAAACAUCAACGUCAACGCCGCAGUCAGCGACACGUAAAUGCAACGUCAACGUCGACGCUGACGCUGCUGCUGGCACUGGCAGCAGUUGCCACAACAACAGCAGCAGCAGCUGCGGCCGCAACAGCAGCAGCCGUUGCAGUUGCCGCCGCAUCCACAUCAAACGCUGCCAAACCUGCCAAUUUGUCUGGCUAUGGUUCCAGCUCCGGUUCCGGUUCCAGUUCCGGAACGGGCUGUUCACUCGCCGAGUUUAGCUGCUCGAAUGGACGUUGCGUUCCGCUCAGCAAAUUCUGCAACAACAACAACGAUUGCGGCGAUGGCAGCGAUGAGCCGCGCUUCUGCACACGUUGUAAUCGCACCUACUAUGGAGACAUUGGACAGACUUACUCCUUGGAGCUGCAUCGGCCCAAACAGGAUCGUGUGCCCUUUGUCUGUGUGCUUACGUUCACGGCAGCGGGCGGACAGCACGGCGAUGUAGUACAGGUUACCCUGGACAGCUUUACGAUUGGCCGCUUCACCAGCUACGUGCACGAGGGCUGCCCCGACGGCUAUAUGCAGAUAGCAGAGUCCGCGCGGACCCCAAUCGGUGGCAUGUGGUGCGGCAGUUCGUGGGGACCAGUUUUAUUCUACAGCGAAACGCGCUCGCUAAUAUUCACCAUCAAGCUAAACAGGUUGGCUCGGGAUCAAAGCGGAUACAACUUCGAUUUUCGUAUUAGGUACAAGGUGCUCUCAAAGGAUAGCUCGGUGACGCGCUACGGCGGCAUUAAGCUGGCAGAGCUCAGCCAGUGGCACAAUCGCAGCAGCUUUCUCAAUCCCCAACAGCAACAGGCUCAAGCCUCCGGCUCAGUCUUGGAGGACUUUACAAAUUCCAGCGGCGCUCGCUCUGAUCGCUAUGGCCAGGACUUUAGUCUGUUUAGCGCCUACGCGAAUAACAAGACAUUCAUGGACUCUCUGGAGAAGCCGCUGCCCAAGGACGAGCACAACUACACAGAACCCAAAUAUUAUCUGGGUGAUCUUAUACCAGGCACCUACUGCUCGCGCAUCUUCAGCGACUGCGACAAGAAGCCCUGCCGCCUGCAGUCACCCAACUAUCCGGGCAUCUAUCCGCGCAAUCUCACCUGCUAUUAUGCAGUGCGACAGCACGACGUGCCCCAUGGCAAACAUGCGCUGAUUCUAGUUAAACAGCCCAAGGGGAAUCUCGUUUGGAUCUCCACGCAGGAGACAUCGGCCACAAACAAAAUGGCGCCGCCGCCGCCAAGUGCCAGCGACAAGGACAAGAAACUGGAGCCGAGGCUGAAAACAUGGAAUGACUGCGAUUACAUUCAGGAAAAUGUGAAAACCAAGUGGAAAUCGACGGACUACGUGACCGUAUACGAUGGCUAUACCACGCGUGACCCCAUCAUUUUGAAAUUUUGCGGCGGCGGUCAGGCGGUGCCCGCGGCCGUAUCUAGUGGGCCGGAGCUGCUGGUGGAGUUUAGCACAUCGCCAUUUGGCACCUUCACGGGCACCUCGUCGCAGCUGCUGCCGCUCUAUGGCUUUCAAUUGGAGGUUGAGGUUCAAUUCGUGGACAUACAGAGCCCCACGUACUCGAAGAACAAAAAACCCUGCGAGUUCUGGAUACGCGGCACCGGCCGUGGCAUUCUCGAGAAUCCCAAGCACUCCCUGGCUCCCAAUUCGACGUGCCUCUACCAUCUGCAAGGCAUGGGCGUCUUCAAGACCUUCGACCACCUCAGUCUGUCGCGUCGCACGAGCAGCCAGUCGGGCAUGCAUCAGCCGCUCUCACGCUUCAAGGUCUGGAUCUCUGUGCUCAAGUUCAAUCUGGAUCCGGAAUUCGGGCAAAUGGACGAGACGUCUGUGGGUGCAAUUGGCGUGCUGCAAACACAGGAAGACUGCAGCGGCAUGCUGCGCAUCUGGGAUGGCACUCUGAGGGAUGUUCCGGUCUGCAAGGAUCUCAACUGCGCCAAUGAGCCAAGCCAGGGCUACAGCUCGCUUGGACACUAUGCACACAACUCGACCAAUGUGAUAGCGCGCUUCUGUCGCGGCACCAUUCCGCGCACCUGCGAUCGCUCCAACAUUAACGAGACCUUCGCACGGCCCUGCACCAUCUCCGAGAGCUAUGUGUCCAGUAGCGAUUCCAUCACGCUGGAGCUGCGCAACACAGAGUCCACAGUGCUCAGGCCCCUCGACUUUAAGCUGAAAUACGAGUUCAUCGAUCUGCAUCAGGAUGGUCUACCCCAAGGUGGCGGUGAGCUGGACUGCAAUCGCAAGUUCGUCAGCAGCCUGAUGGAUCGCAAGGAUCCGGCAAUCUUUCGCAGCGUGCGCAACAUUUUCCUCUUCGGGCGCGGCGGCACGCGGCAUCUGAAGUGCGUCUACCGCUUCGAGGCGCUGCGUGGGGAACGAGUACGCAUCAAGCUGCGCAAGGUGACGACCUCGAAUCGAGAUUGCUACUCACGUCUGGAUGAGGACAUCAAUCGAUCCUUCUGCUAUGGCGAUACGAAUGUGCGCGUCGAGAUCUUUGAGCGUCCCUAUUCGGACUCCAUUCUGCUGCAUCGCGGCUGCGUCUGCAACUCCUCCAAUCAGUCCCACCUGCCGGUCGAGUACACCUCGACGGGCCGCGAUGUGGAGGUCCACUUCACAGCCCACAAUAUGACCACACUGGACGAUCCGGACACGGCGAACUUCGAGGGCAUGUUCGAGUUUGUAAAGGCGCCCACCAGCUGCAAGGAUGGCCGACGCAAGUUCGGACCCAGCGGCACCAUCGACAUGACCUUUGGUGAUAUCGAAUGCCGCUCGAGACCCUGGCUCAUCGAGCCCUCCAACGGCAACAAGUUUCUCUAUGUACGCCUCAAGGCCAUCUUCCUGAGCAAACACAAUCCGAAGAAGACCUUGAACGCCACCCACUUGGAGACGAACAGCUGGCGCUGCGAGACCAAAUCCCGAGCAGUGCUCACCACCUCGGAGGGUCUCACCAUUGUGGCCUGUCCGCUGAGUCCCGACUCGAAUGCCUAUGAAUUCGUGGAGAUCUUCAGCUCCGGCUGGAAUGAGCGACCCAAUUUCGCGCUGAUGAAUCGCUCGCGCGCCAUCAGCGUGGAGUUCCUGCGCCCCAGCAAUGGGGAAUACAGCUUCAAUUGGAUGGAACUGGUGCCCAGGCCCACGCUCAGCAUAGCCGAGGAUUGCCAGUUCAAGUGCGCCGAGCUGGGCGCCUGUGUGAAUGCGAGCGUCUGGUGCGACGGCAUCGUGCACUGCCCCUCGGGCGACGACGAGGCCUUCCUCCAAUGCUCCGCUCUGAUGAAACUGCCCGCCGAAAUUCUAGCCACGCUCUGCCUGAUCUUUGUGCUCUCGUGUUGUGCUUUCGCUGCCUUUGCCUACAAAAAAAUCAAACGGAAAUUGCGCGGCUCCUCGGUGCUGCAGACGCGGCUCAAGUCGCUCAGCUCGAUGGAUACGGCUGUGCUGGAUGAAAAGGAGAUGAGAACGAGCAAAGUGGUCGUCGUCGCUGAGACCAAGGCCUAGAAAAUAAUAUUGGGCAGCAACAACAACAACAACAACAACAGAGAGAGGGUGAGAGAGAGAGAGAGGGAGAGUGGGAGAUCAGUGAGAAUACGAUCUUAAAUCCAAUAUUUCCAAACAACUCUAAGUAUUGUAAAUAAGCAAAAUAGAAAGCAAAUAGAUACUAUAUAUAUAUAACAAUUUUA